AUGACGACGCGCAUAUCCAAGGCGUGCCACGAGUGCCGUGCACGCAAGAUCCGCUGCGACGGGCUCCAGCCUUGUGCUCACUGUACGGCUCGGGGAUCGACCUGCGUCUACCGGGCCAAGGCGCGCAACCGGAUGCGCAGGAACGUCACGCCUGUCCAGGAUUCGAUGAAGGAACCGCGGUCUCAUGUAUCGUCAUCCGGCGUGGUGGCCCACAUCAACAACAAUCGCGGCAGCACUGACGACGACGUCGGCCCAGCCCAGCAGCCCGACGAUGACGACGACGACGGUGGUGGGCCGGACAUCAACAUCCCCAGCGUGGCUGCCAUCCACGGCGCCUCGCCCUCCAUGCUCGUGCAGGUAUACUACGGCCCGUCGUCCAUCUUCUCGCUCAUGAAUUCCAUCUACCACCAGAUAGAGGGCACCUGCUCCGCAUCCCUGUCGCGUCAGUCCCUCGAGGAGGUCGGCCCUGGCUUGGACCUCUUCAGCCACAGACGCCUCUUCUUUGGCGAUCUCGCCAGCGCGACAUCCUCGCCGCAGGGGAACCGAGAUAACUCGGCCAUCUUCCUCGACAAGGACGCCGCCCAGAAGUUUCUGCAGAGGUACCUUGAUACGUACUGGCAGUUCUUCCCCAGCAUAUCGAAAGCCACGUUCCGCCAGCGCCUGAAUGCCAUGUUCAAACCUUUGACUCUCUUCAGCUUCGAUACUCCGGACAACAUCAUUGUCGCUCUAGCGCUGGCCCUCGGUGCCGAACUCAUGGGCGAGGAGGGUGCGUGUACCUACCUCCUUCAACGGGCGAAGCAGGGGAUAGAGAAGCUCGACGAGAUGGUCAAUGUGCAGAUGGUGCAGGUCUACUUCAUGCUGGGCCAGAUCCACACCGAGAGGGCACGCCCUAAUUCGGGCUUUCUUCACAUAGGGUCUGCUGUGCGGCGUGCCAUCGCCGCAGGUCUUCACAAGGAGACCCUCUCUCGUCGACAGGAUACUAGGGAGGACAGCGAGCAGAAGAUUGUCACAGUCUGGGCAUUGUACUUUUGGGAGACGUGGACUGGCUUCUCGCUUGGAAGGCCAAGCUCAUUGCGCGAUCCAGGUGAUAUAAACAGCAUACCAAAAGAAUACGAGCUCCUACGUGUCAUGGCCCGUCUAAGUCGCAUCAUAUCCAUGUGCGUCCAGGGCAUCUACGCACCCCGUCACAGCUCUCUACUGCCCGUGUGGACCUCUGCAAACGAGAUACGGCAAGAGCUCCUCCAGUUCGCGGAGAAGGAGCCACGCAAAGUCGGCGUCAAGAUGACUGGCAGUGUCCAGCCCGGCCAUCUUGGAUUUUCUCAAGCUCUGUUGUCGUCAUUCUACCACCAUACACUCCAGCUCACAUUCCGACCAUUUCUCAUUCUCCGGGCAAAGAUGAGGAAGCAGGGCGGCCCAGGCCGUCCUGUCUACACGCCGCCUGUCUGGCUGGACAAGGCCUGCGACUACUGCCUGGAGGCAGCCAAGGAUUUGAUGAGCUUCCUGGUUGGCGCAUGCCGAGAUAAUGUCCUUUGCAGAGAACUAAAAUAUUUCAACCUCUUUGUGGAGGGAGCCUGCUACACGUUUGCCCUCGACCUCCUCCAGGAGACUGAUGGCAGCCACCGUAGCUUACCCUGGAUCCGAUCGUCCAUCAAGUGUCUGCAGCUGCUGCUACCAGGCAAGUCGCUAUCGUCGGAAAGCCUACAGACGCCUAUCACCAUCGCCGCCCUCGUGCGCAUGGUCCGCACGGUGAUACCUGAAUUCUCCGUGGACAGUGCCACGACCGAGCUGGACGAGAAGAUCAUCUCGUUCAACAAGCAACGCCAGCCAGACUACGACCCGGCGUCUGUGAGGCCUUUUGGCGGAAAUGAUGCGGCGUCCACACCGCUGACGGAUAGGAGUUACCCGCCUUUUCCUUACGUAGGUGGAGGCGGCGGUGACGUGGGCGACACCACCAGUGCAAACAGCACAAACGCCAACACCAACAACGAUCACCACUAUCAGCCGCAGACGGGUGAUGCACAGAUGGACGACUUCGCAGCGAUGAACAUGGGCCUAGACUUUGACUUCGGCGUCACCGACAUGGACGCAUUUCUGUCUAUUGAUCCGAAUCAAAAUUGGGUGUUUAGGCCUUGA
This is a messenger RNA of Geosmithia morbida, 2133 nucleotides long. RefSeq names its product Fungal trans. Gene Ontology annotation, molecular function: zinc ion binding; RNA polymerase II cis-regulatory region sequence-specific DNA binding; DNA-binding transcription factor activity, RNA polymerase II-specific. Lineage: Eukaryota; Fungi; Ascomycota; Sordariomycetes; Hypocreales; Bionectriaceae. Gene Ontology annotation, cellular component: nucleus. Gene Ontology annotation, biological process: DNA-templated transcription; positive regulation of transcription from RNA polymerase II promoter by galactose. The record is from RefSeq and is a predicted model, not a curated record. The coding region runs from base 1 to 2133 and encodes 710 amino acids. The transcript is spliced from 4 exons.